UCCAGCUGCCGCUGCCGCCGCCGCUUCCUUGGCUGAGUCCGCCCGCGGUCCGGCGGCUCCAGGUGUGUUCACCCCGCCCAGCUGCCAGAGCCCGCCGCCGCCGUAGCUGCCCCGGCUCCUCGCCCCGCUUCCGAGAUGGCGACGCGCUCCUGCCGGGAGAAGGCUCAGAAGCUGAAUGAGCAGCACCAGCUCAUCUUGUCCAAGCUGCUGAGGGAGGAGGACAACAAGUACUGCGCCGACUGCGAGGCCAAAGGUCCUCGAUGGGCUUCCUGGAAUAUUGGUGUGUUUAUUUGCAUCAGAUGUGCUGGAAUCCAUAGAAAUCUUGGGGUUCAUAUAUCCAGGGUCAAGUCAGUCAACUUAGACCAAUGGACACCAGAACAGAUACAGUGCAUGCAAGAUAUGGGAAAUACUAAAGCAAGACUACUCUAUGAAGCCAAUCUUCCAGAGAAUUUUCGAAGACCACAGACAGAUCAAGCAGUGGAAUUUUUCAUCAGAGAUAAAUAUGAAAAGAAGAAGUACUACGAUAAAAAUGCAAUAGCUAUUACAAAUAUUUCCUCCUCUGAUGCUCCUCUUCAGCCUUUGGUGUCCUCUCCUUCUCUACAAUCUGCUGUUGAGAAAAACAAAUUGGAGAAAGAAAAGGAAAAAAAAAAGGAAGAGAAAAAGAAAGAAAAGGAACCAGAAAAGCCUGCAAAACCUAUUACAACUGAAAAGCUGCAGAAGAAAGAAGAUCAGCAGUUGGAGCCUAAAAAAAGUACCAGCCCUAAAAAAACUGCAGAGCCCACUGUUGAUCUUUUAGGACUUGAUGGCCCUGCCGAGGCACCAGUGACCAAUGGGAACACAACCACGGUGCCAUCCCUGAAUGAUGAUCUGGACAUCUUUGGACCAAUGAUUUCUAAUCCCUUACCUGCAACGGUCAUACCCGCAGCUCAGGGGACACCCUCUAUACCUGCGGCUGCCACUCUGUCUACAGUAAUAUCUGGGGAUCUGGAUCUCUUCACUGAGCAAGCUACAAAGUCAGAAGAGGUAGCAAAGAAACAACUCUCCAAAGAUUCUAUCUUAUCUCUGUAUGGCACAGGAACCAUUCAGCAGCAGAGCACCCCUGGUGUGUUUAUGGGACCCACAAAUAUACCAUUUACCUCACAAGCACCGACUGCAUUUCAAGGUUUUCCACCAAUGGGCGUGCCUGUGCCUGCACCUGCAGCUCCUGGCCUUCUAGGAAAUGUGAUGGGACAGAGUACAAGCAUGAUGGUGGGCAUGCCCAUGCCCAAUGGGUUUAUGGGAAACGCACAAACUGGUGUGAUGCCACUUCCCCCAAAUGUGGUUGGCCCCCACGGAGGAAUGGUGGGACAGAUGGGCGCGCCCCAGAGUAAGUUUGGCCUGCCGCAAGCUCAGCAGCCCCAGUGGAACCUCUCACAGAUGAAUCAGCAAAUGGCCGGCAUGAGUAUCAGCAGUACAAACCCCGCAGUGGGUUUUGGCCAGCCCCCCAGCACAACAGCGGGCUGGUCUGGAAGCUCAUCGGGUCAGACUCUCAGCACACAGCUGUGGAAAUGAAAACUGCACUGCAAGUUUCAUCCAGAACUACCACCUGACAUUCCUUGCUAAAACGCAUCUAGUUCCCCUGUUUAUUCAUGUACAUAUUUUUUUUUUCUUUUUCCCCAUUUGUUCAUAUGAAGAAUUAUCUGACUGACCGUGUUGGUCUGUACAGAUUAAAUUUGAUGUGAAAAGCAGGUUGAGAAACGAUUUUAUGUCAAGGGCAGCUUUGCUCAUUUCCCAUGAUUUCGUAAACCACAUUAUUUGAGAAGCUGCUCAGUCAACUUGCAUAAUCAGUUUUACUCUCGAUAAAAGUAUAGCUCUAAUGUUUGCAUAUAAGGGAAGUAGUUAUCAUGUUAGUAAUACCUCUAACAGUAUAAACCCCACCCCCAAAUUAGCCAGUAAUCCUGUAGGAAGGUACUGUAUGAUCAAAUGUUUAAUCAUAUAAAUAGAAUGUAAAUGUGUCACUGAGCACUGUUUUCUAGUGUAUCAAAGUUCUUUUAUUUCAUCAUUCACUUCACUGUGCUGUUGUUAUGAUGUGCUUAACAGGGAACGUGGCUAGUGAAAGGAAGAUAAACCUGGAUGUUACUACAAAACUUAGUUUAACGAAUGUUUAAAGAACUCAAAUUUUAUCUGCCUCUCUUGUAAUUUGGAUCUCUUCUUAUGUACAUAGUGCUAAUAACAUGAAGACCUUUCUCUGCACUAUAUGCAAACAGGGUAACUAAACAAAGCCACUUUCAAUCCUUGAAGGUAUAUCCAGGUUUAUGACAGUAAUUGUGUUUACAUUUUAUGGUGCCUAGUAUUGACAAAAUGUUAUAUCCCUAUAUUAAACAGAUAAAUCCAUA
This is a messenger RNA of Herpailurus yagouaroundi (jaguarundi), 2375 nucleotides long. RefSeq names its product small ArfGAP 1 (gene SMAP1). Lineage: Eukaryota; Metazoa; Chordata; Mammalia; Carnivora; Felidae. The record is from RefSeq and is a predicted model, not a curated record. The coding region runs from base 136 to 1551 and encodes 471 amino acids. Gene Ontology annotation, cellular component: cytoplasm. Gene Ontology annotation, molecular function: metal ion binding; GTPase activator activity. Gene Ontology annotation, biological process: regulation of clathrin-dependent endocytosis. The transcript has 11 exons.